UUCUCGGCUGUAGCGAUUUCGAGAUACGAAAAUCCACUCGCGCCCUUGAAUUCUCGUCUCAAUUAUCCCAGGUUUACAAGCUAUGUGAGUGGCAUAUACAGAUUGGAUACCUUCAGUUGCGCUCUCUAUGCUUGCGUCCCUGCAUGCUCGCUCGCCCAUGCAGUGUUUACCACUGCGAGCAUCGGUGCUCGCAAGCCAGCAAGCGCUUGUCAAUUAGACACCAUGCUUUCCGCCGCGAAGUCACUUUGCCUAGAUAUGUAACUAGAUAUUAUCAUAAUCGAGCCCGGCCCCGCUACGAAAAUGUUCAGGACCAGGAUGUUUUAUGGCCCAUGUCUGCUGAACAGGGACUCCUCUCUUCCCUCUUCUCCGUCCGCCGGUUGCAAUUCCGGAACCCAGCGUCACAAACUCGACCUCUCCCCGACGCAUCUACAAUUCCGCAUAUGGGACGAAUCCCCUUGCAGAGGGGUUUCACUACCUCUUGCUUAUACAAUUCCGCUAUCCAACGUCGAUUGUACACAUCUCACCCAACCACCUUAUCCGAAACCAGCAAUGUAUAUCAGUUGGACCAAGAUACCUACGGGAAUCAAAAUAUCUCCCUUGAAAAUAACAGAUUCAGCCCUGGCGCGGAAAAUUCACCAAAAUUUCUCUUGGAGAAGGCAGCUGCACAGAACCCGUCGCAAAAACCGAACACAGAAAGAUCCGAUGGCGGCACGGGACAGAUUUUCCCUCCUUUAAGUUCGCCGCUGAGAUCAACAUUCCGAGAACUUAUAAAUAAGGCAAUAGCCUCGACAGCUCGCAAGACCCGCCGCCAUUUAAUUCCCAGUCAGUAUCAUUACGAAUACUCAGUGAGAUCAAGGUGUCUGUACAUUGAUACUCUCAUUCAUCCCGACUGGAACGAAAAUUUUGGACUGGUGUUCUCGCAUAAGGUCAGAGGGGAGAAUAUGGAGACUGUAUGGGACAAGCUGAAACUUGAUCAUGAAGAAGACGCUCUGGAGUGGCUAACUGGCGUCGACUGGACUGCGGAAGAUCCUACCCAUUUGGCAAGGAAGUGGAGCCGAGUUCACCGUCGGCAAAAGGAGACACUAUGGCCUCCCAUUGCAUUGUGGUUACUCCUCAAUUCUCCUCGAGCGUCUCUGGCAUUUCUGUUAGCGACAGAUGUUUUCCCAGCUCCUCCUUUUAGCAUGGUCGCGAAAUGUUUUCUUUAUCUCGACGCCUUUCACUAUGAAGAGCUUACACGGGAUGAGCGGUCUAAACAACACUAUCACGAGGCGUUAAGAACUUGCCUAAACCCAGAGAAGUGGCCAGUCCUGAAGGCGUAUGAACGUGGAAUACGCCUAUUUCUUAAGCGAAGUGCGCCCGAAGAUCUGAAUAAGGCAUUGUCCACAAUCAUAGAUCGGAGAAUUUUUAUUGGUUUUGAGACAGCAACAUACUUAAUGGACCUCUUUACCAAGCGGCAGGAUAUCCCUAGGGCACUAAGCUCUUUAGGAUUAAUUACGGAUACCCCUGACUACACUCGAUUUCUCUCAGAUCCGAGAGUGCAACAACGCUGCUGCAAGCUCCUCACUUUGGACCAUGUCAUUGAGGAGAACGACGAUCGAUACUUUAGGAUCUUACCGGAAAUACUCAAAAUUGGCGUGCCAUUAAAUCAACCCAUGCUAAACAUCAUUUAUCGCAAUGCACUAAAGCAAAAAGUCCCAGCAUCAGUGCCGCACGUUCUUCAUGAAAUGGGGGAAAAAGGCAUUCCACCAGAUUCUUAUACCUAUAUCUCGCUUCUAGAUGAUGCUGUGUCCCGCCGUGACCUUCAGCAUCUUGAUGUGAUAAUACGGGAAAUUAGUAGUCAGGAGUCCCUCAGGAAGAACCCCUUUAUCACCAGCAAGCUGCUUCACGUUUUCUAUUCACUGGACCGCGUCAAUCCCGAUGAAGGGUGGGGAGAUGCUGAUGUCUUCGGCCGCAUGCUUAACAUAUACAGCGCAGCACAUGACGUCCAGCCUCUCGUGGAUUUAGGUGUCGUUCGGGUAGACGAGUUCGCCCUAGAAGAACGUGAAGUAUCUGGAAAUCCCCCUCCCUCGAGUCACGCUCUUGUUAUUAUGAUUGCUGCAUUUCUGAGGAUGCAGAAUCGGCGAGUCGUCAACAAUAUUUUUGAUCGCUUUAUAAACCUUCGCGACCAAGGGCAUGAAUCGUUCGGACCACUAGCGGAAAGCGACUACAUAUAUAACGUGUUCGUCCAGGAGUUUGCUCGGCGGCAUUCAGGUCGGAUGCGGAAUUGCGUCAGGGUACUGGAUAAGAUGCUGCAGCCACUUCCCGCCACUGCAGUUCUCCGGUCUCAAAACAACCGCCAACUGGAGCAAGUGAAGCCGACUGUCCAGACAUGGACCAUUAUCCUCACCGCGUUUAUCCGCGAUCGGCAUCCCAACGCUAUCGAAAAGAUUCGAAGCAUGAUGCAGGAGCAGGGUUUGAAGUUCAAUGAAGUCACCUGGAAUGUAGCCGUCGCAGGUUUUUCCACUAUGCAAAUGGUGGAUGAGACUGCCAAUGCAGUGAACGCGAUGAUGAAAGAGGGAUGGGCUCUUGAUGAAUAUACACUGAAUAGUAUGGGGUGGAUCCACGACCGUGAUCGAUUACUUGCUCUUGUGGAUAAUGUGGCCACCAAAAUCCCUGAUCAUGCAAAUCAUCGAUUAGCUGAAGGUGAAGGACUCAGUGAGCCAGUCGAAAUCGAAGGAUACGACGAGCCAGUUGAAAGUCAAGAGAAUGCGGAGAUGACAGAUGAAUCACCCUCCUAACUAUACCAAUACCCUCGGUGGUGGUGUUCUUGUUCAUGUAAAUUAUUUAGACUUGGAUCUCUCUUUGUUUAAUUCGUUUGUACUGUACAGUGUCAACUAUGGAAAUGUAGAGCUAUGUUCAGAAUUUUUGUAUAUAUGCAUUAUAGGAUAUUUAGCUCAGGCAGGCUAUUGAUCUGCCCUUGAAUAAAAGACGAGAAACAAUUUCAUGCAGAAAUCUCAUCUUUGAUUAUUGGUUUGUGAGUGUUCAGGGUAUCCUCAUACUAUAUAAGUGAAAAGCAAAAAAAAAAAAAAAAAAAAACCCAC
This is a messenger RNA of Blastomyces dermatitidis ER-3, 3080 nucleotides long. RefSeq names its product pentatricopeptide repeat protein. Gene Ontology annotation, molecular function: protein binding. Lineage: Eukaryota; Fungi; Ascomycota; Eurotiomycetes; Onygenales; Ajellomycetaceae. The transcript has a single exon. The coding region runs from base 144 to 2777 and encodes 877 amino acids. The record is from RefSeq and is a predicted model, not a curated record.